Amoebophrya sp. A120 is the source of this 2283-nucleotide messenger RNA. The record is from the annotation of a GenBank genome assembly. NCBI's taxonomy places the organism in Eukaryota, Dinophyceae, Syndiniales, Amoebophryaceae.
GCUCAAAGACACUCCAACUCUUAAUGUCAAAACGGAAGUAAUGCACGAAAGCAACAUGUGGAUGACGGAUAUGGAAUCAAUAUCAAAUCAAAUCAAAACGAAAACGAACUCCUCCUGAACUAUAAGUUCAAAUCUUCCGGUCCAGGCUCGCGUUUUGUUCGUGCUUAAUCCUGAUGACACAAGGAUAACAGAUCCAGUAGUGUUAGAAACCAAAAUGCUCUUGUACCUCGGUAUUUUAUUCGUACGAAAGAAAACGAAGAUCUCGAUCUCCAACGGACAAAGUAAUUGGCCAUCAGGCUCGCACUUUUUUUUGCGAUCCAUUGUUUGAGUUUUCUCGUUUGACAAAUUUGAACCGCAGCGACCGAGACCGUGUGGGACCUUUAUAUUUUUUCCGAUCACAGCACCCCUUCAUACUCGAACUUUUUCGAAGUGAUAUAUGGCAGAGAGCAGUGUCGCGACGCAUCAAGCACUCUUAGCUGCUUUUUGACACGCUUUGGUUUAUUGCGAUAAUUUCUUGAAAAGAAAUAAAGUGUACGGUAACCCCACCCCUAACGCUAACGACGCGAAAGGACUACCUGAAAACAUGUUGUCUUGGCUUCUCGGGAGAGAUUCGACUGCCGCUGACAGCGGCUCUGACACCGAAGACGAACAGGAUACUGCUGGAAGCCGGGCUUUCGUGCAAAUCCUCCCGCUAACAAAUGGCGAAGCGGAGUUUGAAGAAAAAGCCGAAAAAAGCGACCUCGCGGUUCUGAUACUCUGGACGGCCAACUGCGCGGCUGGCGCGAGAGCGCAGUGCGAGAGCGUGGUUUCCAGACUACCGAGGAAAAGUUCUGCUGCAGCUAGUACAGCAUCAACUUCAAAGAGUAGAAAUAUACGCAGGACAACUCUGUCGGCGUUUUCUCUAAAGCUUUCUUCCGAGAAGGAAUUGGACUGGGUGCAGAAAAAGGUGAAAGCCCGAAUCACUCACCUCCCCGCUGUCGUGUUCCUCGAAAGAGGUGGACCAGGAGGUAGUAGUACGACGGGUCGUGCAGCGGCUUCGUUUCAGGAGCAAUCUGGUGGGGGAUUGGUCACGGGGGCAAACGUUCCGCAGAUCAUUCUGCAUGCGGAGGCGUUGGGGCACGUGUUUUAUUCAACAUCUUUAUCAUCCAGCAGCAACAAAACCAGUUUCUUUUUUCCCUCUUCCCGAGCAGCAGCUAACGAUAAACCCUCCUCGACUAGAACGGUGACAAACCCCAGGUAUCCCCGAGAAAAGUUGGAACUGGCAGAAGUUACUUCCCCAACUACCCCAGGAGCCGCCGCAGGUUCCACGCUAUCUGCAGGGGGAUCCACCUCUAGCAGCUCCCGCACCACGGGAGAUCCGGCUUUAGACACGCGGUGCGCUGCGGAGAUUUCCAAGGAGAAAGUUGUCUUAUUCAUGAAGGGCAACAAGGACCAGCCGAAGUGCGGGUUUUCGAAGAAGGCGGUGGCACUGCUGAACGAUCUCAUCGGAGAAAAAGCCUACGCGACCUUCGAUAUCCUACAAGACGAGGAGAUUAGGCAGGUACAACAAUAUGUUUGAUGUUACAGUACAUAGCCUUUCGAAAGAUAGCACAACUUACCGCGAGGACACCAAAUAGAAAUACGAGUUCAGUCUGUGUUUGUCGUGGUUAAUACUCAGGAUUUUUUUGAAAGAAAAAAUUGAUCGUAUCUCCAUACCUUGAUGUCUUCUCAUCUACUGGUACUGCCAUGGUCCGGGCCAGUACUUCUAACCAAACCAAAAACUCUCCAUAUCCCCACCAGGGCCUGAAGAAAUAUUCUGCGUGGCCGACGUACCCGCAGCUUUACGUUCAUGCGGAACUGCAGGGUGGUUUAGACGUCAUGAAGGAAAUGGCUGACGACGGGUCGUUAAUGGAGCUCCUCAAAACUUCUACCCCCGAAGAAGAUGAAAAUAAUCCGGACAACUUAUCCCCAGAUGAGCUGGAGAUGAAGCACAGACUCGAGCCUUUGUUGAACCAGUCUACCGUCAUGCUGUUUAUGAAGGGCAACCCGGGUAACCCGAAGUGCGGGUUCAGCCGGAAGGCAGUGGCGGUUCUGGACGAGUAUUGCGGAAGAACCGGGUACAACACCUUCGACAUUUUGACCGACGAGUGGGUCAGGCAAAAGUUGAAGGAGUACAGCAAUUGGCCGACCUAUCCGCAGCUCUACAUCAAGGGGGAACUCAUCGGCGGUUUGGACAUUAUCAACGAAGCCGUGCGAGACGGCUCGCUGGAGGAAGCGAUUUUGGAGGCGCGGAGUGGGGCAUGA